This is a messenger RNA of Parnassius mnemosyne (clouded apollo), 1572 nucleotides long. The record is from the annotation of a GenBank genome assembly. Lineage: Eukaryota; Metazoa; Arthropoda; Insecta; Lepidoptera; Papilionidae.
AUGAGGGCCGGGUCGCGCGAACUCCUGUUGGCUCUAGCCCUCCUUGCCACACUUUAUUCAGGAUGGUGUUCAGAAGACGAGGAGCGGUUGGUCCGCGAUCUGUUUCGCGGUUACAACAAACUAAUCCGCCCAGUACAAAAUAUGACACAGAAAGUCGACGUUCGUUUUGGCCUGGCAUUUGUACAGCUAAUCAAUGUUAAUGAAAAAAAUCAAAUCAUGAAAUCAAACGUAUGGUUACGAUUAGUGUGGAUGGACUAUCAGCUGAUGUGGGACGAAGCUGACUACGGCGGCAUUGGAGUGCUGCGGCUGCCUCCUGACAAGGUUUGGAAACCGGACAUAGUUCUGUUCAAUAAUGCUGAUGGCAACUACGAAGUGCGAUAUAAAUCCAAUGUUUUGAUUUACCCCAACGGUGAAGUACUCUGGGUUCCGCCGGCUAUUUACCAGAGUUCAUGUACAAUCGACGUUACCUACUUUCCAUUUGAUCAACAAACCUGCAUCAUGAAGUUUGGCUCUUGGACUUUCAAUGGCGAUCAAGUUUCGCUUGCGCUUUACAACAAUAAAAACUUCGUGGAUCUUUCAGACUACUGGAAAUCAGGAACUUGGGAUAUAAUAGAAGUGCCUGCUUAUUUAAACAUUUACGAAGGCAACCAUCCCACUGAGACGGACAUUACUUUCUAUAUUAUAAUCAGAAGAAAGACUUUGUUUUACACGGUCAAUUUAAUCUUACCAACAGUACUAAUCUCAUUUCUCUGCGUGUUAGUCUUUUACUUGCCUGCGGAAGCUGGUGAAAAGGUCACGUUGGGCAUAAGCAUUCUGCUCUCACUAGUCGUGUUUUUAUUGCUUGUAUCAAAAAUUCUACCGCCGACGUCUCUUGUGUUACCUUUAAUUGCAAAAUAUUUACUAUUUACUUUCAUUAUGAACACCGUUAGUAUACUCGUCACGGUUAUCAUCAUAAACUGGAAUUUCCGAGGACCCAGAACACACAGAAUGCCCCUCUGGAUACGCAGUGUCUUUCUUCACUAUCUACCGGCAGCUUUACUUAUGCGUCGACCGCGGAAGACUCGUCUACGAUGGAUGAUGGAAAUGCCAGGGAUGGGCGCACCACCACAUGCUGCAGCAACGCAUGAUUUGCCCAAACAUAUUAGUGCAAUCGGUGCAAAACAAAGCAAAAUGGAAGCAAUGGAAUUGUCUGAUCUUCACCAUCCAAACUGCAAAAUAAAUCGUGCGGCUGGUGGCGGCGAAGUCGGAGCCCUCGGUGGGUUUAGUGCUCUCGGUGGUCUGGGACUUAGCGAAAGGAGAGAAUCUGAAAGUUCAGAUUCAUUAUUGCUAUCACCUGAAGCAGCAAAAGCGACAGAGGCGGUUGAAUUUAUAGCCGAGCAUUUAAGGAAUGAAGAUCUUUAUAUUCAGACGCGUGAAGAUUGGAAAUAUGUAGCUAUGGUGAUUGAUAGACUGCAAUUAUACAUUUUCUUCAUAGUGACCACGGCUGGGACGGUGGGGAUCCUCAUGGACGCACCACAUAUAUUUGAAUAUGUUGAUCAGGACCGCAUUAUUGAAAUAUAUAGAGGAAAAUAA